AUGCUCGAAAAUGGUGUACUUGCCGAGAACGCUUUGCUUCACAACUUUCUACCGGACCUCAAUUUUGGUUUCACGUGUUCAAACUUUGAGCACCCAACGUCGACUAAUAUGGAAAUUUCUGUCGAUAGCGCUGACGAUCAAGAUGUUCGCGCUUGGUUCGCGCGAUGGUUUUACUCGCCGCUCUGA
Molecule: messenger RNA, 186 nt
Organism: Ostreococcus lucimarinus CCE9901
Lineage: Eukaryota; Viridiplantae; Chlorophyta; Mamiellophyceae; Mamiellales; Bathycoccaceae
Exons: 1
Coding region: 1-186 (61 amino acids)
Source: RefSeq, a predicted model, not a curated record